GAGACAUCACCGCGCGGGGCAUGACUUCCUGCCCUGGCUCCCACGCCCCAAGGGGCCCCAUGGCGCAGCGGGCGACCCCGUCCCCAUCCCCAUCCCCCUCUGCAGCCCCAGGGCCGUCAGCGGGGGCCCACGGGUGCAGGGUGCAUGCCGGGCGGCUGCUGGAGCUCUUCUGCGACGACUGUGGGUGCUGCGUGUGUGCCCUGUGCCCUGCGCUGGGCCCCCACCGCGGGCACCGCGCCCGUCUCCUGCCCCACGCCGUGCGCGACAAGCAGGAACUCAUGGCAUUGUGUUUGAAGGACCUAGAAGAGAGAAAGAAGCAGGAAAUUGAUAACAGGAGGGUUGUAGAGCAAGCUGCAAUUGAUCUGAAGGCAUGUGCCAUUGCAAGCAAAAGGCAGCUGUCAGACAAGGUGACGGAACUCCAGUUACUGCUUCGGGAAGAGGAGAGUCUGGCAAAAAGCUUCAUUGAUGAAAAGACCGAGCAUGCCCUUGAAGCACAUGAACAGCAGAUGGAGUCUUGUCAAGAAAAGCUUGGAGCCCUCGAGACUUUCUCACAUCGGAUCAGACAAAUACAGGAGCAGAGUGAUCCCAUUCAGUUCCUGCAGGACUGCACUGAAAUUGAAAAGGAAAUGCAGGCGCACAGGAGUGCAGUAGAACAGUGGCAUCCAGUACCUCUCUCAUUUGAGCACAUCAUCAACCAUUAUAAGCGUCUCAGGGCAGCUUUUCAGUCCAUUCUACAGAAACCACUAGAAGUUCGGCUUAAAAAAGAUGUUUUCAGUAGUCUUAAUGCCACUGCCAAGCAGGAGCCUGGAACAGUGUUGAAAACCAUGUCUUCUGUUGAUCGGGUGCUGUUACUGAAACAUGCAAGAUCUCCAACAUGGGAAUAUGACAGCCUUCAUCCGAGGCUGAAGUUGUCUGAUGAUCGUCUUGUAGUAAGCUGUAACUGGAGGAGGAUAUUUUACCCAUUGGGUCCUCAAAGAUUCGAUAAAUUAUGGCAAGUGCUAAGCAGAGAUGCAUUCUUUUCUGGGAGCCAUUACUGGGAAGUUGACCUGCUUCAUGCUGGAGCAGGAUGGUGGAUUGGUGCAGCCUACUCUUCCAUUGGCAGGAAAGGAGACUCUGAAAUCUGUCGACUAGGAUGGAAUAGAGCAUCCUGGUGCAUUAAAAGGUUUGAUAUUGAAUACUGGGCAUUUCACAAUGGGGAGAGGACUCCCAUUGUGACAGAAAAUGAUCCUGAUCGAAUUGGCAUUUUUCUGGAUUAUGAAGCGGGAAUACUUUCAUUCUACAAUGCAACUGAUGGCAUGGCUCAUCUGCACACCUUCCGCUGCAAGUUCACAGAGCCCGUUUACCCAGCCUUGAGGCUCUGGGAAGGGUCCAUUGGAACAUGCAAGCUGACAUAAGGAAUGAAGAUAAAUAAAGCCUGCUGCUUCAUGGUUUUUCUAUGAAAGCUGCUGUAGCAAUGAUCUACACAAACUAAUUUCUAUUACAUGACAGACCUCCCUGUGAUGCUUUUAAAAGGUAACAGGAGUAUGUAUUUCCAGCUUAGCAUCAAUCAACUUCCGAAACAGAAUCUCAGACAGCUAUUAGUGUAAUGCUGUGUCAAUCAAAUCACAUGCUAUAGCAAGUGCAGUUAGAGAAAACCAACUGUAAUUUUUUAAUGUAUAUGUACUUUCAGUAGGGGAAGGUGAUCUGCCAUUUAUAAAUGUCAAUGUAAUAUCAGUGCUAUAAAUCAUAUUUUUUAUAUUCAAUUCUGACUUUCAAAUGGAAAAAAUUUGGUAGGCACGUGAAAGCCUAUGACAACUCAGAUUUAAACUGUGAAAUAGCUAUCCUUUUUAUUAAUUCUCUCUUUUGUGUCUGGAUGGAGAGACUUCAUCACGUUUGGCUCAAGAUUCAAGUUCGUAUAUUGCAUAAUGUUAGCUUUGACAAGGUCAGAGUUUGAUGAUAGAUAUUUUAAAUGAAGCAGUUCAUAGUGAACUGCUUUAUCUGGCAAAAUCAAAGAGAGGCAUUAACUGUUGGAGAGGUCCCUCUAACCAGACCUGAGGUAGGAGCUUUUGUAGCCACACUAACUAAACAACCAUUAGCUGGUCUUAUUUGUGACACAGAGACUGGAUUGGGCUUCUUGAUGGCCUUACUCUUCCUCCACUGAGUGAAGGUGAGAAAAACAGUUGUGUACCACCACCCUACUGAAAGUGCAAGGCCUGGAGGAUUGUCAUCACACAUGCAAUACAGACACUAGAUCAGCGGGGCAGUUGUUCUUUAAGUGAUUAUUUUUGUUUGCUAUUUCCAAAGACUCUGACUGUUGCUGGGUAAAGGUAUACGCACAGAAAACUAGCAGAAACAGCUUGCAAGGACUGCUCUUCAUCUGAUGCUUCUGUGUCUUAGCACUGCUGCAUAAAGAUGCUACUCUUUUUUUCCAAUAUAUACUAAAGUUCAGGAAAUUUCUGGAGCCUACAUUUACAGCAGUCUCUAGGACCAGCCCUACUACACUGAACAACCACUGCCACUUAAAGCAGGCCACGAAAUCCUACGGGAUUCAAAGACCAAAAGCCCCCAGAUCAUCUCUACUUCUGGUAAAGGCAAGGCCACACCACUAACUGAAAUGUAAAAACAACAGCUUCUUUUAUAAGCUUCCUUUAUUUUCAUAAGUUUGCAAUAAAAAAAAAAAAAACUCUUAAUCAGCUGAGUAGUUUCUUAAUAUAAGGCAAGUAUAUUGCAUCAAUCAAAGCUUACAGACUGUCACAAGCACAAAAUUCACUUAAAGAAUUUCUUCUUCCCACAUCAAAGGUAGGACUAGUUUCCUCAGAAUUGCAGAAGGGUAAAUAUUUUGAAAGAAACAGUAAGUAGCCCACAAUUUAAAAACACCACUGCCAUGUUCAAGAUACUAAGUCAUGACCAAGAGGCAGCAAGUUCCAAAUAACCAUCACCAGUAAAAUGAUUCUGACACAGACAAAUGGAGAUUCAUUACAGCAAAGUCGUUCUGUGUUAACCAGCCUGAGGGAUGCACAGUUUGCAGCUGCUGCCAUCUGGAUCCCUCAUGGACAACAAGAAGAGCAGCAGGCUGAUGAGGAGUGGGACUGUAUUUCCUACUUGAAAGGCAAGAACCUGUGAUGCAAAAGCAGAGGACACAGAGGACCACAGAUCACCACACACAAUGAUGAAGUGUAAUGAUGACAUCUAGUUGAGUAGCCAGCCUCGGCUGUUUCAAAGAGCAGUGCUAAAAAAAAAACCAAAAAAACCCACACAACCAACUCAGUGUUUUCACUUGAUGGUCCAGAAAGGAUGCUGCUAAAUCCUGAUCAGAAUUUAUCUUCCUAUCUGAAAUCUGCUAACUUCAGUAAACAAGCUGGCAAUACAAAUACAGGUGCCCUAAGCUACUGCAGAAUUCAUUAAGGUUCCAGGCUUCAGUCAGCUCGCAGUGGGUACCAUGGGCUUUUUUUUUUU
Molecule: messenger RNA, 3435 nt
Organism: Dromaius novaehollandiae (emu)
Lineage: Eukaryota; Metazoa; Chordata; Aves; Casuariiformes; Dromaiidae
Gene: TRIM14
Product: tripartite motif containing 14
Exons: 6
Coding region: 21-1394 (457 amino acids)
Biological process (GO): innate immune response
Molecular function (GO): protein binding; zinc ion binding
Source: RefSeq, a predicted model, not a curated record